This is a messenger RNA of Tricharina praecox, 777 nucleotides long. RefSeq lists its product as uncharacterized. The coding region runs from base 4 to 441 and encodes 145 amino acids. The record is from RefSeq and is a predicted model, not a curated record. The transcript has a single exon. Lineage: Eukaryota; Fungi; Ascomycota; Pezizomycetes; Pezizales; Pyronemataceae.
GGAAUGGGAUGGGAUGGGAUGGGAUGGGAUGGGAUGGGAUGGGGUGGGUUUGUGAAGGGAAUUUUUGGGUGUCGUUAUUGUUUUUUUGUUUUUUGUUUUUUUUUGAUUAUCGUUUUUGUCCUUUCAAAAUACGGAUGUUUGUGUUUUUUUUUAUGUUUUUUUUUUUGCAUUUUUAUUGUUAUAUGGGGUAUCUGUGUUUUUUUUUCGUCAUUUCAAUUCGUAAAUCUGUUGGGAAGUCUUUUUUUCUACUUUUUUUUUUCGUUUGUUUUCUCCCUGAUUUCUCCUGAUUCUGUACGUGCAACGAUAAGAACUGCGGGUGGUGAGGGGAGGUGGGACGGGGUGGACCGUGGGUUGUGGGUUGUGGGUCUGGGUGUGAUAUUCUUUCUGUCUUUUUCCUUUUGUGUUUUUUUGGGAUCUUCGGAAGGUGUAGUCGUUAUUUAAGUAUUCUAUUUUUUUUCUCUUUCUUUCUGCCUCGCCUCCCGCGGUUUAUGUAUGCGUGUGUUUUGUGUUGCUGUUUUGUAUUUUGUGUUUUGUGUUGCUGUUUUGUGUUUUGUGUUUUGUGUUUUGUGUUUUGUGGUUUUCCGAUCUUAUUACUUCUUUCAACUUUCAACUUUCUAAGUUUGUAACUGAGGGGAUGGAGGAUGGAGAUGGGGGGGGUUUGAAAGAUAUACAGUGGUGGAGUAUGAGAAUGCAGAUGCAUACUGAUGCGGAUUAUCAGGUCUCGUUGUGAACGUAGGAAGUAUGUGAAAUGUGAAUGGGAAAUGGGAAAUGGGAAAU